This is a messenger RNA of Erinaceus europaeus (western European hedgehog), 1796 nucleotides long. It is a transcript of the gene RHCG, whose product is annotated as Rh family C glycoprotein. Gene Ontology annotation, molecular function: ammonium channel activity. The record is from RefSeq and is a predicted model, not a curated record. Gene Ontology annotation, cellular component: basolateral plasma membrane; apical plasma membrane; plasma membrane. The transcript has 11 exons. Bases 53 to 1489 code for a protein of 478 amino acids. NCBI's taxonomy places the organism in Eukaryota, Metazoa, Chordata, Mammalia, Eulipotyphla, Erinaceidae. Gene Ontology annotation, biological process: ammonium homeostasis; ammonium transmembrane transport.
CCCGCCCCGCUGUGAGCUGCACCGCCUCGCCUGGCCUCGCCUCGCCUCGCCCAUGGCCUGGAACACCGACCUGCGCUGGCGGCUGCCGCUCACCUGCCUGCUUCUGCAGGUGGCCCUGGUGGUCCUCUUUGGCGUGUUCGUGCGCUACCACCCCGAUGCUGACGCCCACUGGGCAGACCAGAAGGCCGCAGGCAACGUCUCCAGCGACCUGGACAAUGAAUUCUACUACCGCUACCCCAGCUUCCAGGACGUACAUGUGAUGAUCUUCGUGGGCUUCGGCUUCCUCAUGACCUUCCUGCAGCGCUAUGGUUUCAGUGCUGUCGGCUUCAACUUCCUGCUGGCAGCCUUCGGCAUCCAGUGGGCACUGCUCAUGCAGGGCUGGUUCCACUCCUUCCAGGGUGGCUACAUCCUUCUGGGCGUGGAGAACCUCAUCAACGCGGACUUCUGCGUGGGCUCCGUCUGCGUGGCCUUUGGGGCCGUGCUGGGCAAGGUCAGCCCCGUGCAGCUGCUCAUCAUGACCCUCUUCCAAGUGACGCUCUUCUCGGUGAACGAAUUCAUUCUCCUCAACUUGCUGGAGGUUAAGGACGCGGGGGGGUCCAUGACUAUCCACACAUUCGGCGCCUACUUCGGACUCAUGGUGGCCUGGAUCCUCCAGCGACCCAACCUGCAGCACAGCAAGGGGAGGCAGAGCUCUGUGUACCACUCAGACCUCUUUGCCAUGAUCGGCACCCUCUUCCUGUGGAUGUACUGGCCCAGCUUCAACUCGGCCGUGUCCAACCAUGGGGAUGCCCAGCAUCGCGCUGCCAUCAAUACCUACUGCUCCCUGGCCGCCUGCGUGCUCACCACGGUGGCGGUGUCCAGCGCCGUGCACAAGAAGGGGAAGCUGGACAUGGUACACAUCCAGAACGCCACGCUGGCAGGAGGGGUGGCCGUGGGCACGGCCGCCGAGAUGAUGCUCAUGCCUUACGGCUCGCUCAUCGUGGGCUUCAUCUGCGGCAUCGUCUCCACGCUGGGCUUCGAGUACCUGACGCCCUUCCUGGAGGCCCGGCUGCGGAUCCAGGACACGUGUGGCAUCCACAACCUGCACGCCUUGCCCGGCAUCAUCGGUGCCAUCGUGGGCGCCGUGACGGCGGCCUGUGCCAGCGCUGACGUGUAUGGGAAAAGCGGGCUUGUUCAUGCCUUUGACUUUGAAGGUGACAAGCAGAGCUGGACCCCGAGCAUGCAGGGCAAGUUCCAGGCUGCUGGCCUCUUCGUGUCGCUGGCCAUGGCCCUUGUGGGCGGUGCCGUUGUGGGGGUCAUUUUGAAAAUACCAGUCUGGGGUCAGGCUGCUGACGAGAACUGCUUUGACGAUGCCAUCUACUGGGAGGGCUGUUCUCGCCGGCACCUGCCCAGCACCAGGCGGGGCCUCAGAACUGCUUCCUCUCUGCAGAUGCCCGAGAACACUGCCCUCCAUCCCGAGGAUUCGGCCCUCAAGACUUCGGAACCAUAGGCUUCUGGUGCAAGCGAGCAGCAGGCCCUGCAAAUGGCCCCUCAGUGCUGGGAUGUGCUCCCUCCAUGAGCUGGGAGCACGAAAGCCAGGCGAGCAGCACCUGGGCCGACAGAGAAGCUGCGUGCAAAACGGGCAUCCCCAGGGGUCUUGGUGGCCACGUCCUGAGAAAAGCAGGUGUCGUGAGCUGGGUGCCCAGGGCCGGUGGUGGAACCCAGCCUUCCUGCCCUCCUCAGAGCUGACUUCCUACCGCCCCCAGCUGCUGGGCUCCUCCUCCCCCUGGCUGAAUAAACACUUGGUGUUCUUUGUA